AAGGGGGCACUAUAGACUAACAAAAAGGACAGCUGCUCCUGCUUCUACCCACGGCUUUUGUCUGCACGCAUGCAACUCAUCUAUAAAACAGUUCCUGUCCUGAAUUAUUGAAGAAGGCUACGAUCUCCCCGAUUAGCAAGAUGCCGGCCGUUCACAAAUUACUUCUGGAAGAAGCCUUACAGGACAGUCCACAGACUCGCUCCCUUCUCAGUGUGUUUGAGGAGGAUGCAGGGACCCUCACAGACUACUCCAAUAAGCUGCUCCAGACUAUGCAGAGAGUGUAUGGGGCCCAGAGUGAGAUGGGCUUGGCAACAGAACAGCUCUCCAAGCAGCUUCUGGAGUACGAGAAGCAGAAUUUCGCGUUGGGGAAAGGAGAUGAGGAAGUGAUCAGCACACUGCAGCACUUUGCCAAAACAGUGGAGGAGCUAAACAGUCUGCACUCGGAGCUGGCCACCCUGAUUGCAGAUCGAAUGGUGUACCCCAUGAUCCAGUUCAGAGAGAAAGACCUCACGGAAAUAAGCACGAUGAAGGAGAUAUUCGGCAUUUCCACUGCAGAACACGAGGCGGCCAUGGUGAAGUACAGCCGACUGCCCAAGAAGAGGGAGAAUGAGAAGGCGAAAGCGGAGGUGGUCAGCGAGGUGGCCUUCGCCAGGAGGAAGCAGCACCAGGCGUCCAUGCAGUACUACUGCGCGCUCAAUGCGCUGCAGCACCGCAAGAGAGUGGCCAUGCUGGAGCCCAUGCUGGGCUACACACACGCACAGAUAAACUUCUUCAAGAAAGGCAUUGAGCUGGUGACAAAGAAGAUGGACACUUUUCUGUCCUCAGUAUCCAGUAUGACGCAAAGUAUUCAGUCACAGCUGGACACGGAGGCCGAGAGCAUGCGUAUGACCCAAAGAGAUCUGCUGUCUGUUGAGGACAUGGUGUACAUGCCCGAUCGGGACCUGGACCCUGUCAACCGUACGCUCAUCCAGAAAGCAGGCUACCUCAACAUCCGCAAUAAAACGGGCCUGGUCACCACAGCCUGGGACCGGCUGUACUUCUUCACCCAGGGAGGGAACCUCAUGUGCCAGCCGCGCGGUGCGGUCGCUGGGGGCAUGGUGAUGGACCUGGACAAUAGCUCUGUCAUGGCCGUGGAGUGCGAGGACCGGCGCUACUGCCUCCAGAUCACCUCGCCCACGGGCAAAACGUCUAUAAUUCUGCAGGCAGAGAGCAAAAGGGAAUAUGAAGAGUGGAUUUGCACCUUGAACAACAUCUCCAGGCAGAUCUACCUGACUGACAACCCAGAGGCUGUGGCCAUCAGGCUCAACCAGACCGCCAUCCAGGCCGUCACACCCAUUACCAGCUUCGAGAGGAGACAGGAGGGGUCGCCCAACCCCGACAGGGCGAAGCCUGGUGGGGUGGUGGUCACUGCGGCAGCCUCCCAGAAGCCCACAGUUGCUCCUGAGCCAGACGACUUGAUAGCCCUGGGAACGCCGAUUCAGUUUGACAUCAUGCUUCCCGCCUCGGAGUUUCAGGACCAGAACCGAGCAGGGGGAAGACGGACCAACCCCUUUGGUGAAACAGAAGAGGACUCCUCUUCUGACUCUGAUGACUCGCUGCUGCAGCAGGUUUUCGCCGUGAGGUUUCUGGGCUCCAUGGCUGUGCGCUCGGGCCACACACAGGAAGUGAUCUAUGAGGCCAUGAGGCAGGUGCUGGCUGCCCGUGCCAUCCACAACAUCUUCAAGACCUCCGAGUCCCAUCUGAUGGUCACCAGCAACAGUUUAAGGCUGAUAGACCCGCAGACACAGGUUACCAGGAUCAGUUUCCAGCUCGGGGACGUGACCCAGUUUGCGGCCCACCAGGAGAACGGGCGGCUCAUGGGCUUUGUGGUGGAGUGCCGAGACUGGAGCGAGGGGGAGGAGGAGGGCUCGCCCUCGUUCAGCGCGUUUGUGUUCGAGAGCCACACCGAGGGAGAAAAAAUAUGCUACACAAUAAGCCUGGGGAAGGAGAUUAUUGAGGCAAAGAAGGACCCAGAGGCACUGGCCCAGCUGAUGAAGUCCAUGCCACUGACCAACGACGGCAAGUUCCUCCUGUUGGAGAGCGAGAGUGGUGACACAUCUAACGGUGGGGGAGAGGAGGACCUGGAGUCCGAAGCCUGAAGGCCGGGCCUUCACCCAACCCCCUCCCUCCCCCAUGAUCUCAACCCUCUGUCCAUUACACCUCUUGCUAACAAUUUGCUCCAUUGAGAUUCUGAUACAAAGGGACUUUUCUGUUUUACCUAAUUUGGGUUACUUCUCUUUCAACUGGGGGUGUCGUUAUUAAUGAUGUACUUAACGAACGAAGAAGGACGUCUUUCCCACCUCUCACAGGUUUACAUGCUCAUAUGCGGCUGACCCCAGCUGAGGCUAGCAGCUGUGGUAUGCUAAAGCCUGUCAUAGCCUAAUAUGUUGGCUCAUGGUAUGUUGGUCCCUUUCCUCUCAAUAGAUGUGAGUCAAUACAUGUAUCAUUCCUGCAGAGUAAGAGUUGCACUUCCCCAGAGUUCUUCUGCAUCAUGGGGCUUGGCGACAGCAGCUUGCACUAAUCUCUGAUGUUGUAUUGAGAAAGUAGAUUGUAGGGUGACAUGAAGAGGUUAUUUCCUCACCGAAUGAAGAUUCAAGAUUUGUCUUAUUGUUUUCAAAUGAUGUUCCACUACAACAGUGUGUGUGUGUGUGUGCUUUUAUUGUUUUGGUGUGAUGAGCGUGGGGUCCUCUACAUCUUGUUCAUGGGGUAAACUAACUCACCUCAAACCUAGAUAGGGUUUGACAUCUGUAUAAAACAAACAGGUUGGUUAAAAUAUGUCCUUAUUUGAAGUAUGGUUGGUCAUAGGAAUGAUGGCAAAGUUGUUGUGGGACCAAAAGAAUGCCAAUAGAAUGUGCAUGUAUUUUCUCUAAAAAUAUCAAGGCCGUCUUAACUUGAGUGUCAUCUUACAGCGCUGUUCUGAUACUACAAUGACACAGUAUCAGGACACAGCACUGCAAUCGAUUCAUUUCUAAAAGGCUCCUUUCUGCUACCGCACCACUCUCACAAACUAUCUUCAGAAUUGGCUAUCCCUGAACUAGUCAGAGGAAUCCUGUGUCUGGGUUUACAAAACACUAUAAACAGAUUGAUGUUCUGCAUACGAACUAAAGCAUUUCACAGCACUCAUGUAUCAGGCUACAGGGUCAAGUUUCCAUAAAAAAUGUAAACCAUCUGAGACUAUGUUGACAAACACAGUCUGGAUUUGAAGUGUGACUUGACAGCUACAUAAACACAUUGACAGUAUAUUCCAACUAGAGGUC
Messenger RNA from Alosa alosa (allis shad), 3296 nucleotides. RefSeq names its product adaptor protein, phosphotyrosine interaction, PH domain and leucine zipper containing 2 (gene appl2). Gene Ontology annotation, molecular function: protein binding. The coding region runs from base 141 to 2138 and encodes 665 amino acids. Gene Ontology annotation, cellular component: cytoplasm; endosome membrane. The record is from RefSeq and is a predicted model, not a curated record. Gene Ontology annotation, biological process: signaling. The transcript has 22 exons. Lineage: Eukaryota; Metazoa; Chordata; Actinopteri; Clupeiformes; Clupeidae.